Messenger RNA from Chenopodium quinoa (quinoa), 1633 nucleotides. RefSeq names its product protein DETOXIFICATION 19-like. The record is from RefSeq and is a predicted model, not a curated record. Lineage: Eukaryota; Viridiplantae; Streptophyta; Magnoliopsida; Caryophyllales; Amaranthaceae. Gene Ontology annotation, biological process: transmembrane transport. Gene Ontology annotation, molecular function: antiporter activity; xenobiotic transmembrane transporter activity. The transcript is spliced from 2 exons. The coding region runs from base 1229 to 1606 and encodes 125 amino acids. Gene Ontology annotation, cellular component: membrane.
CUCUUGUAUUAGCCAGUUAGACUUUCACUAAGUUAUUUUUUUUUUCUUUUUUUUGGCUUAAACAGAACCUCUCCAAUAGUCCAUUAUAUUGACAAUGUGCGCUGCCAAGGAUUCUAAUCGCUGUUCAAUCGUUCAUCUUGAGAACAAGGGUAAUGAAUUUUUGAAAAAUUUGUGAUGAAGUUCCUUUUAAGUAGACCUUUUUUUAUAACAAAGGUCCUUUUAUAAAAAAAAAAAGGUGGCAUAAAAGGUCUUUAUAUCAUGUUUGGGUUGUGAGGAAGGUCCUUUGACCAUAUUCCGAACAAAAAAAGCCACGUGUAUAAAACACGUGACUUAUUAAGUUUCCUUUUUUCCUUAUUUUUUCUUAUUGUGGGGAGGAUUAGCCUUAAAUUACUUUGAAUAACCUUCAAUUUUAAAUUUUAAUUUAUGGGAUUACAAUUGAAGUUUUGGUGUUAAUUGUUUUCAGAAAUUAGGGUUUAAUAGGGAAAAAAAGGGAAAAACGAGGGAAAUGAGGAGGGAAAAAAAAGGAAUUUAGAUGUGACUAUUUUUGGCCGGAAACUAAAAAAGUCAACGCCGGAAAAUGGUUAAAGGAUCCUCCUUACAACCAAAACAUGAUAUAAGGACCUUUUUGUGCCACUUUUUUUUUUUUUUUUUUUUUUUUUUUUUUUUUUUUUUUAAAGGGCAUUUGUUACAAAAAGGUCUACUUAAAAGUACCUUCCUCAUAAAUUUUCCUAAUUUUUUUGAGAUUUUUUUUUUAAUUAUUUGUUCUAUUGAUUGUGAUCUGUUUUAUUGCUAUAUAAAAAAAAAAGACUAAACAUGUCACUUUAAGUUUCAAUCUAUUUUUCUAGACACCACACACAAUCUGAAUCUAUAAAUAAUCCACUUUAAAUAAUAAAACCGGAGACGAUGACUUAUACCAAACCCUAGUAAUAGGCUAGCUACUUCAGUUGCUACUAAUUAAUUUUAUUAUAUCUACUUGUAAAAAACACUUGUACUACGUAUAUAUAGUUGUAUGCAAUAAUGCAAUAGUCAUUGUAUGACCUACAAGUGGAACACUUUAUCAUAUAUACUUUAUUCACCUAUUAUCUACCUAUUAAAAAAAAAAAAGAAGAAGAAGAACUUUAGUCAAUUAUUAACCAUACUGAUGCACAUAAGAAAAAUAAGCAUCUUUCACUACUUCACAAAGCCAAAACUAAAACAGUAAUAACAUAACCCUAAACUAGUUGUGUACAUGAGGAAGAGCAGCAGCAAUGGCAAUAAUAGCGCGGUGCCAUUGCUGGAGAUGGAAAGAGGCGGCAAGAGAAGAUGGUGGGAGAAGAUGAUGGACUACAAAGAAGGGAAGGAACAAAUAUUGUAUUCGUUGCCAUUGGUGCUAACAAAUGUGUGUUACUAUCUCAUUCCAUUGCUUUCGGUUAUGUUCGCGGGUCAUCUUGGUCAGCUUCAGCUUGCUGGUGCUACUCUUGCUAAUUCUUGGGCUUAUGUUACAGGUUUCGCUUUCAUGGGUCUUUGGGUAGGCUUGGUAUGUGGGCUCUCAGCUCAAAAUGGUUCACUUUUCCUUAUUACUCGACUUCGGAAAUGGACAACAAUCGAGCUUUCUCCUAACGUCUAAGAUUCAACUUUAGUACUUUUCUGUCCA